Trypanosoma rangeli is the source of this 738-nucleotide messenger RNA. RefSeq names its product putative methyltransferase. Gene Ontology annotation, molecular function: protein-arginine omega-N symmetric methyltransferase activity. The transcript has a single exon. Bases 1 to 738 code for a protein of 245 amino acids. Lineage: Eukaryota; Euglenozoa; Kinetoplastea; Trypanosomatida; Trypanosomatidae. The record is from RefSeq and is a predicted model, not a curated record. Gene Ontology annotation, cellular component: mitochondrion.
AUGCCGCACGACUGCAUCGUGCUUAGCGGUGAUGGGGUUUGUAACGAACACUGGUUUGGCUUUCAGCAGCAUGACAACCUUUCCACUGGCCGUGAACGUUACUACGCUCUGAAGGACCCUGUCAUCCUUCGCUACCUGCGUUACUUGCGUUGGAUGCAGGAGGAGUCAUUUCAUAGCCUCAAGGUGUUGUGUCUGACUGGUGGUCGUGACAACAUUGAUCCACCUCCAUUUACUAGCAUUGGGCCGAACAUGCUGGAUUCUCUGCGUGUUAUUGUCACAAAGGUUCUCUGGACCCACAGCCCACUUCGAAGUUUCUGGCUUCCUACGGCUGCAAUGCAGUUCCUCGAGACGUGUGCCGCUUCCUUUCCCAGACAUCAUCUUUUUCUUCUUGACUGGUCAGGUGUACGACAGGCUCUACCGGGUGUUAACGGACCAGUAUGCCAAUGCAAAGUGCGUGUGGCCAAGGAUCUCUAUCUUCGCCGCCCCGCCGACUCGCUGCAUGGCAACGCCGGCAUGGUUGACAUUUGUUUCCCGACUGACUUUGAGCAUCUGGCGGUAGUGUACCGUAACAUCUGCGGGGCGCACAAAGAUAUCUCAAGCCUCACUCACCCGCAGUUCUGGAAUACAUUUGGCGGCGACAAGACUGCCCUUUUCACGACACGCAGCGGCUUCAAUCCGCUUCUCGAAGUCUUUGAGCCGUUUCACGUCUUUGCCGCACACCACCCUCCAGAAAUGUGA